This is a messenger RNA of Camellia sinensis, 1689 nucleotides long. RefSeq names its product Transmembrane amino acid transporter family protein. The record is from RefSeq and is a predicted model, not a curated record. NCBI's taxonomy places the organism in Eukaryota, Viridiplantae, Streptophyta, Magnoliopsida, Ericales, Theaceae. Gene Ontology annotation, cellular component: vacuolar membrane. Gene Ontology annotation, biological process: amino acid transmembrane transport. Gene Ontology annotation, molecular function: L-amino acid transmembrane transporter activity.
CACUCUUUUCUCAAGCCCAGCUUAACUCAAGUGCGUAAGUAUCCCAACCCAACUUUGUGGGAAUUGGGAACUGAACUUGAGAGAGAGAGAGAGAGAGAGAAUGUUGGGGAAGAAGUGUAAAUCCAUAGCAAAGCUACCUUCUUGUUGUGUACCAAACUCGGAUUGUGUCUGUUUGGGUCAUCGGAGUCAAGUUGCCAGCGAAACGGUGCAUGCCAGAAAGCUUGCUGCUGCUGCUGCUGCUGUGCCGGCGUCGUUGGAAAGGUGCAGUGUGUGCUUAGAGGAAGACGAGAAGGUGUGUAAGUGCGACAUCAAUAUCAGUACUGAGGAGGAGUUGUUCAAGAGUAGUAGUGUGAUCGACCAGGCUGCUACUCCUAGAGUAAACGCCAACAGUUCUUUUGCUCAUGCUGUCAUCAACAUGGUUGGAAUGCUUAUAGGGCUUGGACAAUUAUCAACUCCAUUUGCUCUACAAAACGGAGGAUGGUCCUCUGCAUUCCUCCUCGUCGGCCUCGGAAUAGUCUGUGCAUACAGUUCCCACCUCCUCGGAAAAUGCCUCUCCAACAACCCCAAAUUAAUGAACUACACCGACAUCGGACACCACGCUUUCGGCACCAAAGGAAGGCUCCUAGCAGCCUCUUUCAUCUACAUGGAAAUCUUCAUGGCUCUUGUUUCCUACACAAUCUCUCUCCACGACAACUUAAAUACCGUCUUUUUCGGGGCCCACUUCGACUUACCCUCAAUUCACUUAUCGACCUCUCAGCUGCUGACUGUGAUCGCGGUCUUGGUCGCGCUUCCCAGUCUGUGGCUGAGAGAUCUUUCUUCUAUAUCUUUUCUUUCCAUCGGGGGUAUUUUUAUGUCACUCAUUAUUUUUACGAUGGUGGCUUUAACGCCUAUUUUGGGAGGCGUGAAGGCGAACAGGGAGAUACCGAUUCUUCGUGUUGAGAAUAUUCCGGCGAUUUCUGGGCUUUACAUAUUCAGUUUUGCAGGACAUAUUGUCUUCCCUAAUAUUCAUAAGGAGAUGAAAGAUCCCUCCAAGUUCACUAAGGUAUCUAUAGUGAGCUUCACAUUGGUGACACUACUCUACACAGCCUUAGCCUUCAUGGGUGCCAAAAUGUUUGGCCCUGAAGUAAAUUCCCAAAUCACCCUCAGCAUGCCUCGCAACCUCAUAGUCACAAAGAUCGCGCUCUGGGCAACGGUUCUCACCCCAAUGACCAAAUACGCACUCGAAUUUGCACCCUUCGCAAUGCAUCUCGAUCACCAUCUCUCUCAUUCCAUGAACAUGAAAUCCAGGACAAGGACGAUCAUCCGAGGCAGUGUUGGCUCAUUUUUGUUGCUUGUAAUACUAGCCUUGGCUCUCACUGUGCCCUACUUUGAGUAUGUUCUCAGCCUCACAGGCUCUCUCGUCAGCGUUGCAAUUUGCAUCAUUUUUCCAUGUGCAUUCUACACCAAGGUUUUUUGGAAUCAAAUAUCAAGACCGCUUAUCAUUCUCAAUGGAUUGCUCAUUGUGUUGGGCUGCCUUCUUGCUGUGUCUGGAACCAUUUCAUCAUCCAAGUUACUUAUAAGAGACUUACAUAGAGCUCACUCGCCAUGAGAAUAAACCCAUGGAGAAGUUAUAGUCUUUGCGAGAUUUGAAUAGUUUUUCUUCUUCUUCCUCCUCUUGUUUUUUUUUUUUUUUUUUCAUCAAAAUAACAA